Meleagris gallopavo (turkey) is the source of this 2148-nucleotide messenger RNA. RefSeq names its product msh homeobox 2 (gene MSX2). Gene Ontology annotation, molecular function: DNA-binding transcription factor activity, RNA polymerase II-specific; RNA polymerase II transcription regulatory region sequence-specific DNA binding. Gene Ontology annotation, cellular component: nucleus. Lineage: Eukaryota; Metazoa; Chordata; Aves; Galliformes; Phasianidae. Gene Ontology annotation, biological process: regulation of transcription by RNA polymerase II; embryonic morphogenesis. The record is from RefSeq and is a predicted model, not a curated record.
AUGGGGGAUACGCGGGAGUUGGGACAGGGUGACUGCUCCGGAGGCAGCUCCCAUGAAGCCCCGACGGCCGUGUCCGGGACCGCCCUCCCCAGGAACGCGGUGGACACUCACGGGACAGCCCUCGGAACCUCGGUUCCCCGGCACGGCGCCGACGGGGCGACCGUGGGUACCUCUAGGAACCUGCUGCUGCCGGGCCACGGCUCCCGGGACGCGCACAGCCCUCCCGGGGCUCUUACAAAAACCUUCGACACCGCUUCGGUCAAAUCGGAGAACUCGGAGGACGGCACGUCCUGGAUCCAGGAGGCCGGGAGAUACUCCCCUCCGCCAAGACACCUGAGCCCUACAGCCUGCACCCUGAGGAAGCACAAGACGAAUCGGAAGCCCCGCACCCCAUUCACCACUUCCCAGCUGCUGGCCCUGGAGCGCAAGUUCCGCCAGAAGCAGUACCUGUCCAUCGCCGAGCGAGCCGAAUUCUCCAGCUCCCUCAACCUCACAGAGACCCAAGUCAAAAUCUGGUUCCAAAAUCGGAGGGCCAAGGCCAAGAGACUGCAGGAGGCUGAGCUAGAGAAGCUCAAAAUGGCAGCGAAACCCAUGUUGCCGUCGGGGUUCAGCCUCCCUUUCCCCAUCAACUCCCCCAUCCAGGCCGCCUCACUGUACGGAACAUCCUACCCUUUUCACAGACCUGUGCUUCCUAUCCCGCCCGUUGGACUCUAUGCUACUCCUGUCGGAUAUAGCAUGUACCACUUAUCCUAAGAAGAUCAGAAAGGCACAGUGACAGCGAGACAGACUUGCUGGUGGAUCUCAUCCAGCCCCAAGAAUGCAGUACCCAACCGGUGCUGGCCGUUCUUUCUGCACGCUUCUAUCUGCCAUCCCGAGUUCGUGUUAGCAAAGCAAGGCAUCCUGUAUGCAACAGGCUGGGUGUCUUCUGAGAGCGCUCUGAGCGCUCACAGUCUGAUCCUCAAAGUGUUUAAAAAAAAAAAAAAGUAAAAAUGAAUAAAAAAAAAAGAAAUUGAGCAAUUGUAGGGUUUUUAUACGGUGCAUGUAAAAUUAGCGUAAGAAGGAACGGGUGAAAAAACAAGCUUGCCUUACAGAGGCAGAGAUCUCCCAACAGCUUCCUGAUGGGGCCCAAGCUGUGUUCAAAGUAAAAGGGUACGUACCCUAAAUACACACUCUCAAGUGUCAUCAUUUAAUAUAGGGGCAAGGGGAGGGAAAUAAAAAGCUAUAAUCAAGGUGGGUUGGGGGGUUUUGUUUUCUUCUGUUGCUGUCGUUUAAAGAAAGCAGAGCCCUUAGAUACAGACACAGUGUAAAUAGAAACUAGAACCAGUAGAGUCCGAGUGAAGUUCAGAGCCAGCAAGUUCCUGCAUUUCUAAGGGUGAGGAAAGCUUUUCACAUCCCACACCUCCGCAGAUCUUUUGCAACAAGAUGAGGGCCCCUAAAUGCGUAGAGUAAAGCAAGGGCUUUACCCACCAGUGGCUCUUGUAAUGCCUUUAUGUGUGUAAAUCGCUUCAGCGUUUUUAAAGCACUGUGAGGAGAGAAGAGGUGCAAGGCAGGCUGCUCUUUAUCUCUUCCGAUUGGCGUGCAUAGAGUUUUGUUUUUUUCUUACAGCCAGGUAAUCUUGGCUCAGCAAUGCUUCUUGAAAACCAGGAGGGAGGGAAGUUUCUGAGGAAAGAAGAUGUGGGUUGUUUCCAGUGGUGGUGAGCAUGGGUUGUCGAACUCUUCUGCGGAGAUGUUUGGGGUUUUUUAUUAGUAUCUGCAACAGUCUGUAUUAAAUAGAAGAAUCCCUCGAGUCUUCCUCUCCUCCCCUUGCCAAGGAUGCCAACUGAAGUGACUCAUGCUUCAAGCCCUUCUAAAGAGAGGUCCAGGUAUCAAAACCAGACAAUGCUACUGUGGGAUGGUGGGGUGCCAAGAGACUGUGUAAGCUCUCUGUCCCCAUGGGAGCUUACUUGGCUUCCCAGCCAAGUGCUGGCAGUGUCAUCGUCCCCGGUCUUCUCCUUGUAACUAUUGUAUUAUGUGUAUUACUCUUGCUAAACUUUGUGAGAAAAUUACUCUGAAGGUUGUGGAGCACUGAAGGCAGAGCUUCUCCUGGAUUUAUUUUCUUAGUAUGUUGAUAAGAAACCCUCCUCUGCCCCACUUCCCCUCCCAAAAAAU